AUAUACACCGUUUAUGCGCGAGCAUUUUCAAGAUGGCGGCCAAACUGCGAAGCGURUUGURCAGAAUACCUUGUUAUUCUACAUCAGUACUUAGGUGUCCCUCCAUCGUUUCACAAGGUUUCAAGACAUCAUCUUGUUCUGGUGGUUUAGAAGAAUUCUUUCCUCCUGGUGUACUGGACAAGGGGGAACUUGCUCCUGAGACUGUAAAAACAGGUAGACGAUGGAGAGCUGGAGAAUUGAGGACCAAAUCAAAUGAGGAUUUGCACAAAUUAUGGUAUGUUUUGUUAAAAGAACGGAACAUGCUUAAUACUCUGAAACAUGAGGCAAACCGACAGGGAGUACCCAUGCCAUCUCCAGAAAGAUAUCAUAAGGUGAAGAAAUCCAUGGCAGUUAUCAAACUGGUUCUUGGAGAAAGGG
Actinia tenebrosa (Australian red waratah sea anemone) is the source of this 417-nucleotide messenger RNA. Its product is annotated as large ribosomal subunit protein uL29m. Gene Ontology annotation, biological process: mitochondrial translation. Gene Ontology annotation, molecular function: structural constituent of ribosome. The record is from RefSeq and is a predicted model, not a curated record. Gene Ontology annotation, cellular component: mitochondrial large ribosomal subunit; mitochondrial ribosome. Lineage: Eukaryota; Metazoa; Cnidaria; Anthozoa; Actiniaria; Actiniidae.